AAAGUAAUUGUGCCUCUAGUUAACUUUACAAAAUAAUAAUGUUUUGAACAAGCUCGAAAAAAUGAUGUCAAGCCAAUUAGGGUCAAGAUAUUUCCUACAUCCAGAAGGUGGCAGUAAUGCAAUGCCAGGUGCGGUAAAUACCCGAAGAAGAAUAACUCUACACUGCGCAUGCUCAGAAGGAUCUGACCGGAGUUCAAAAAAUAUUUUUUGGCGGCAAGCAAGUGGAAAGAGGUGAAUUUUAUCAUCAACCAUACGUGUUUUUUUAGCACGACUUCCCAAAACGUUAUAUAUUGUAGCUGUGGCAUUUCAGAUUGUAGCUGCGACAACCUUCUGCCUCCUUCAUUGAGCUGGCACUGCUGAGCCUUCAUGUGCAUGCGCACCUAAUACCUGUCAUCUUUUCCACUUGGACAAGCUGUAUAGUGAAUACUUUUAACACUGUGACCGAAGCGUUUGGAUGAUGGCUGCCCCAGUCAAACUGCGGAUUAUUCUUGGUGCCAACAAUGUGGAAAAACUGACCAUAGAAUCGGGCAUGCCAGAGUCUGUGGAGGAUCUUUCAAAUGAGAUCAAACGUCAAUUUCUUAUCGAUGGGGACAUUAGACUUCAGUACAUGGACAGUGACUUUGAUAAUAAUUUUGUUAACCUCAACCAAAUUAGCGAUAUUCAAGACAGGGGCACAGUGAAAGUCAUCUGUAUGUCAGAUGCUACAGACCUCAACCAAGGCAACAUUAACCAGAGUGGGGAAGACACUUCUUCGUCAUCUUCAACAAUAAUACUCUCCAGCCCUGAUUCGCAAACUGCUCGAUCACAGUGGCCAACAACAUUCCAAAUCCCAAAGUUUCCAUAUGAUGUGGAGAUUCAACUUGAAGGCGCAAACCAGGCCUUCUUAUCAGAUGGAGUUUUAUUGAACCCGGGUCACAAACUCAAAUCGGACAUCUUAGAAAGUCUUGCUGAGCAAAUCAUUAAGUUCAAAGCAUAUCCUUCAAACUUAGAAAUAGAAGAUGUUGCUGAAGCUUUAAUCAAAGCACAUCCAUGUUUGAGGGAACAAGGAUCAUUUAAUGGUUUUUAUGGAUGGAAAAUAAGCCUUAAGUACAAGAUGGCAAACUAUAGGACAAAGCUUAGAAACUUAGGAUGCCCAGAACUAAGCAUUAAUUCGCUUAAGCACAAACCCACAGAUAGAUGCCAGCCUGCCUAUAAUGUCAAGAAACCCAGAAAGGCAGAGGUCAACUUUUGUCCUUCCUAUCCUACUGGGGAGACCCAGGACAGCCUUGAGGGUGAAAGAUUGGCAUUGUUAUCUGAGGUCAAGAAGAGACAUAACGAAAAAGUAGUCAAAGAGAAGAUGGCCAAGACAUUUGCAUACAGGAGGCAGGAGGUCGUCAGAGACAAGCCAAUGAUGGCAGAGUUCAAGAUCAGAUGGCCAGGACUCUUCACUGUUGCAGAGGUGGAGGCGGAAUUUGUGAGGAUUACUACUGCUCCCCUUGUCUCGAAGUUCCUUGCCCAACUGGACCAACACACUGCUCAGCUCAUAAAAGUGUUUGAGAAGAAAGGAGGCUCUGCUGGGAUGAAAAUCAGAAAAAUGUUGGCUCCAAUCACACAGGAUGAAACUGUUGAAAAGAGGAGGGAGUGUACCCUCAGGGCGCUCUGUGUCUACCUGAACGAAGACCCAAACAUCCUGUUUAAAGAAUACCUGGAUACUGAUGCUGUUGAGAGGGAGCUUCAACACAUUAUUCUCGGCAUCUACAGCAUCAAUGUUGAGGGAGGUGAUGCCACCACUUCUCCAGCCGAUGUUGGAAUAGUGAUCGAGGGUGUUGAAGUUCUGCAUGACCUGAGAGACAUUGCCUCUGCAUCUGCACUUAUGAUGGGAUUUAUAUAUGCACUGAACCUUAGUUAUCCUAAGGAACUGAAAGCCUUCUUUGAAGUGCUUCAGAAGGUCUUCCUUCAACUUGAUGCAUCAAGACUUUCAAGCAAGGUACAGAUGCUCAAGAACAAACUCUAUGAAUAAGCAACCAUUUGUACGAUGCUGAAUGUUCUCCAAAAUGCUAAAAUUAAUGUUUUGUUAGAUGUUAGUAACUAAUGUUAUUACUAUGUUUGUUAGAUGUUCAUACACACAUAAAAAUUGGUUGCUGUUGGACCAUGUUGCAAUGCAGAGUGGUGGUGAUGACAGUGCCUGCCAUCAAACACCAUCUCAGGUGAACCCAUGAGAGAGAAGUGUCUGUGGGGAGUUCAGACGUUUGCAAUAACAGCAGGAAAGGAAAGAGAGGAUUGAACCACAGAACAGUGCUACAGUUCAACUGACAAAGUAACUUUAGAGUUUAAUUUAAUUAAAAAAACUACAGGAAGAUGCUACAUGGUUUAAGAGACUGACUAAAGAAAUGCCUGAUAACAGAUUAUAAUGAUAAGGAGCUAGUGGAGCACAUGGUUAGUGGAGCACAUAUUCCUGCACAUGCAUGAUGUCAUGACUUUAGCUUGCUGUUUGAUGUCGGAGGUAAAUAGUGUUUGGUGGGUUUUUACAGCUUUGAAACAAAUGCUCUGCAGGGAAGCUGGAUACUCAGAGGAUAGUUUUCGCUCUGUUUGUGGCUGUUGGGGAUAUCUUUGACAUAUUAGCCACAUAUAGUCUUUGGAUCCAUUGUUCAUAUAAAACGUGGAUUAUAGCUGCUUUAAAUAUCAAGGUAAUACAUUUCUUGAAGUGAUAAACUGUGAGUCACAAAAAGUCAUUUUCUUCCAUUAUCCCUCUGCAGCACAACACGCUGGGAUUUAAGAAUACAGUAUAAUCCUGUACCACAGCCAAACAUUUUCAGUAUAUGCAUAUUGUAUAUUUGUAGGGCAACAAAAAACUUGUUAUUGUAUAUGUAUCGGUUAACACAGAUAUAUCUGUGAUAGGCCAUUGUCGGCCGAUUGUAUUAUAUAUCAUAGAUAUAUAUAUAUAUAUAUAUAUAUUCUGCAGCAUUAAUUAACAUGUUAUGUUAUUUUCUCCACAAUGCUAAAAUGAAUGUUCAUACAAAUUGUUGUU
Pleuronectes platessa (European plaice) is the source of this 3007-nucleotide messenger RNA. RefSeq lists its product as uncharacterized. The record is from RefSeq and is a predicted model, not a curated record. Bases 455 to 1999 code for a protein of 514 amino acids. Lineage: Eukaryota; Metazoa; Chordata; Actinopteri; Pleuronectiformes; Pleuronectidae. The transcript has 8 exons.